Thalassophryne amazonica is the source of this 15133-nucleotide messenger RNA. It is a transcript of the gene ank3a, whose product is annotated as ankyrin 3a. The coding region runs from base 289 to 14196 and encodes 4635 amino acids. The record is from RefSeq and is a predicted model, not a curated record. NCBI's taxonomy places the organism in Eukaryota, Metazoa, Chordata, Actinopteri, Batrachoidiformes, Batrachoididae. Gene Ontology annotation, biological process: regulation of cardiac muscle contraction; protein localization to T-tubule; signal transduction. Gene Ontology annotation, cellular component: T-tubule. Gene Ontology annotation, molecular function: protein binding. The transcript is spliced from 48 exons.
CCAGCAAGUGGGAGUGGACCUCUGUGUGCCUGCAACAGUGUGCGCGCAGGCGUUUGUCAAUGUGGAGACGAAGAGGAGACGAGCGAGAGAGCAUCGGCACGGUCCUCCCAGUCUGUCCUCUCUCUGUGCGUGGAACAGUCCUUCCCUCUGUGCGUCUGAAGGGACUUUCUGCGGACGCGUCCCCCGCCGGCGAAGACGACAGCUGCUGCCGCUCCACUUCAAGAGCUCCUACAUGCUGGAUUUUACGGAAAGUGAGGAGAGGAGAGGAGCAGGGGGAGAUCUGUGAACAUGAGUGAGGAGGCGAAGGAUAAAGCAGGCAGCGGGAAAGGAGCCCAUCGGAAAAAGAAAGGCAAAAAGUCUGACAAUAAUGCCAGUUACCUGCGAGCUGCCCGGGCAGGGAACCUAGAAAAGGUCCUUGACUACAUCAAGUCUGGGGUGGAGAUCAAUAUUUGCAAUCAGAAUGGUCUGAAUGCACUUCAUCUAGCCUCGAAGGAGGGGCAUGUGGAGGUUGUUGCUGAGCUGUUGAAACUUGGAGCCACUGUAGAUGCAGCCACAAAGAAAGGAAAUACCGCUCUGCACAUAGCAUCGCUGGCUGGACAAACGGAAGUGGUCAAAGAACUGGUCACCAAUGGAGCCAACGUCAAUGCACAAUCUCAGAAUGGCUUCACUCCUCUAUAUAUGGCAGCCCAGGAGAACCACCUGGAUGUGGUACGGUUCCUUCUGGAGAACGGCGCAAGCCAGAGUAUGGCCACUGAGGAUGGCUUCACCCCUCUGGCGGUGGCCCUUCAGCAGGGCCAUGACCAGGUGGUCUCCCUGCUACUAGAGAACGAUACGAAGGGCAAGGUACGCCUUCCUGCCCUGCACAUCGCCGCCCGCAAGGACGACACCAAGGCUGCGGCCCUGCUACUGCAGAACGACCACAAUGCUGAUGUUGAGUCGAAAAGUGGUUUCACCCCUCUUCACAUUGCGGCUCACUAUGGCAACAUCAAUGUGGCCACACUACUGCUGAACCGAGGGGCUGCUGUGGACUUCAUGGCUAGGAAUGACAUCACACCACUCCAUGUGGCAGCGAAAAGGGGAAACAGCAACAUGGUGAAGCUGCUGCUGGACAGAGGGGCCAAAAUUGAUGCUAAGACCAAGGACGGUCUGACACCGCUUCACUGCGGUGCGAGGAGCGGUCACGAGCAGGUAGUCGAAAUUCUUCUGGACCGAGGAGCUCCUAUCCUGUCCAAGACCAAGAACGGCCUGUCACCCCUCCACAUGGCCACUCAGGGCGAUCACUUGAACUGUGUUCAGCUCCUGCUCCAACACGAUGUGCCAGUAGACGACGUCACCAAUGACUACCUGACGGCACUGCACGUGGCUGCCCACUGUGGACACUACAAGGUGGCCAAGCUCAUUGUGGACAAGAAGGCCAACCCAAAUGCCAAGGCCCUGAAUGGUUUCACGCCGCUCCACAUUGCCUGUAAGAAGAACCGAGCCAAAGUGAUGGAGCUGUUACUCAAACAUGGAGCGUCCAUCCAGGCAGUCACAGAGUCCGGCCUCACACCCAUCCACGUGGCAGCCUUCAUGGGCCACGAGAACAUCGUCCACGCACUGACGCACCACGGUGCUUCACCCAACACCACCAACGUCAGAGGUGAGACAGCUCUCCACAUGGCAGCCAGGGCGGGCCAGGCAGAUGUAGUCCGAUACCUGCUCAAGAAUGGAGCCAAGGUGGAGACCAAGUCCAAGGAUGACCAGACGGCGUUGCACAUCUCCAGUCGGCUGGGAAAAGUAGAUAUUGUCCAGCAGCUGCUGCAGUGCGGCGCCUCUGCCAACGCUGCCACCACCUCAGGCUACACCCCACUUCACCUGGCUGCCCGGGAAGGACACCAAGAUGUUGCUGCCAUGCUGCUGGACAACGGAGCCUUGCUCUCCUCAUCUACAAAGAAAGGGUUCAGUCCCCUGCAUGUGGCAGCAAAGUAUGGCAAGAUGGAAGUGGCUAAUCUGCUCCUACAGAAGAGAGCAGCUCCUGACGCUGCUGGAAAGAGCGGGCUAACCCCUCUGCAUGUAGCCGCUCACUACGAUAAUCAGAAAGUGGCCCUGCUGCUGCUGGAUCAGGGAGCUUCCCCGCAUGCUGCAGCCAAGAAUGGUUAUACACCACUGCACAUUGCUGCCAAAAAGAACCAAAUGGACAUCGGGACCACAUUGCUGGAAUAUGGUGCUGACACCAAUGCAGUGACGCGACAGGGCAUCAGCCCUAUACACCUGGCAGCACAGGAGGGCAGCGUGGACCUGGUGUCGCUGCUGCUGACAAAGAAUGCCAACGUCAACGUGUCCAAUAAGAGUGGACUUACACCCCUUCACUUAGCAGCUCAGGAGGACAAGGUCAAUGUUGCAGAAGUGUUACUCAACCAUGGAGCUGAUGUUGACCCACAAACAAAGAUGGGUUACACACCUCUGCAUGUGGCUUGUCACUAUGGCAGCGCAAAGAUGGCAAACUUUCUGCUCCAGAACCACGCCAGAGUCAACAGCAAAACCAAGAACGGGUACACUUCUCUACACCAAGCGGCUCAACAGGGCCACACCCACAUCAUCAACCUGCUGCUUCAGCACGGGGCCUCAGCCAACGAGCUCACACUGAAUGGGAAUACUCCCCUGUCCGUCGCCCGUCGUCUCGGAUACAUCUCUGUGGUGGACACUCUAAGGCCUGUGACGGAUGAAAACCUGACCUCUGUGGCUGCGUCAGAAAAGCACAAAAUCAACAUUCCAGAGACCAUGAAUGAAUUCCUUGAUAUGUCAGACGAUGAAGUUCGGGCUAACGCACCUGAAAUUCUCAGUGAGGAGAGUAUUUCAGAUGUUGAUGAAGGUGAGGAUGCGAUGACCGGGGACACGGACAAAUAUCUGCGGCCGCAGGACCUCAAAGAGCUGGGGGACGACUCUCUCCCACAGGAGGGGUACAUGGGGUUCAGCAUUGGAGCCCGCUCGGCCAGCCUCCGCUCCUUCAGUUCGGAUAGGUCCAACACACUCAACCGCAGCUCCUUCGCGCGUGACAGCAUGAUGAUUGAAGAGAUUCUGGCCCCCACCAAGGACACGCUUCAGAGCGCCUGUAAAGAUAUUUCCUACUUGGUUGACCCCCUAAAUAAGCACCUGGCUGUAACCCGGGACUACAGCUCAGAGUGUAUGCGGCGUUACAGCUGGACUCCAGACACCAUGGACCACAGCCACCAUCCCGUGUCCAGCCCCAUUCACUCUGGCUUCUCCUCCCCGCUCCCUCAGUAUGACUCCAGGUUCUUGGUCAGCUUCAUGGUUGAUGCCCGAGGUGGCUCCAUGAGAGGCAGCCGUCACAAUGGCAUGCGCAUUAUCAUCCCACCCAGGAAGUGCACAGCACCCACACGUAUCACCUGCCGCUUGGCCAAGAGACACAAGCUGGCCUACCCCCCACCCAUGGUGGAGGGAGAAGGACUGGUCAGCCGGCUGGUGGAGGUUGGACCAGCUGGGGCUCAGUUUCUUGGCCCUGUGAUUGUAGAAAUCCCUCAUUUUGGGUCCAUGCGAGGAAAAGAGAGGGAGCUGAUUGUGUUGAGGAGUGACAAUGGUGACACGUGGAAAGAGCACCAGUCUGAUGCCACGCCAGAAGACCUUACGGAACUCCUCACCGGCAUGGAUGAAGAGCUGGACAGCCCUGCUGAGUUGGAGAAGAAGCGCAUAUGCCGCAUUGUCACCAGUGAUUUUCCACAGUAUUUUGCUGUGGUCUCACGGAUCAAGCAGGAAUCAAACCACAUGGGCCCUGACGGAGGUGUACUGUCCAGCAACACUGUGCCCAUGGUCCAGGCAUCAUUCCCACAGGGGGCACUCACCAAGAGGAUUCGUGUCGGGCUGCAGGCCCAGCCUGUGCCUGAUGAUAUGGUGAGGGCGGUCCUGGGCAACAGAGCCACCUUCAGCCCAAUUGUCACAGUGGAGCCCAGGAGGAGAAAGUUUCACAAGCCCAUCACAAUGACAAUCCCAGUCCCACCAAGAUCAGCAGAGGGCCACCCCACAGGCCACCGAGGCAGUGCUACCCCCUGUCUGCGCUUGCUGUGCAGUAUCACAGGAGGGACGUCUCCAGCUCAGUGGGAGGAUAUUACAGGAACAACACCUCUGUCCUUUGUAACUGACUGUGUCUCCUUUACCACAAACGUGUCGGCCAGGUUCUGGCUCGCAGACUGUCACCAGAUUCCUGAGACGGUAAGUCUAGCGUCUCAGUUAUACCGGGAACUGAUCUGCGUGCCGUAUCUGGCCAAGUUUGUGGUGUUUGCCAAGAUGAACGAUAUUGUCGAGGCUCGGCUGCGCUGCUUCUGCAUGACGGACGACAAGGUUGACAAGACCCUUGAGCAGCAGGAGAACUUUGAGGAAAUGGCUCGUAGCAAAGACAUUGAGGUUCUAGAGGGUAAGCCUAUCCAUGUGGAUUGCUAUGGCAACCUGUCCCCUCUGACCAAAAGUGGGCAGCAGUUGGUUUUUAACUUCUACUCCUUCAAGGAAAACAGACUUCCGUUCAACGUGAAGAUCAGAGACAUGAGCCAAGAACCAUGUGGGCGUCUCUCCUUCCUAAGAGAACCAAAAAGCACCAAAGGUCUUCCACAGACUGCCAUAUGCAAUUUGAAUAUCACACUGCCAACCCACAGAAAGGAUAUGGAGUCUGAUCCUGAUGAUGAGACUGAAAAGCCAGAACGACGUCAUACCUUUGCCUCCUUAGCUUUGCGUAAGCGCUACAGCUAUUUGACCGAUCCAGCAGCGAAAACAACUGAUCGAAGCUCACCGAGAACACAGCCUUCUGGUUACCCUCACAAACCUGGCUUUUCAACGAGAUCUUAUCAGGCGUGGUCGCCUGUUCCUGUCACCGUCCCUGGCCAAGCCAAGUCUGGGUUUGGCUCCCUCUCCAGUUCGUCAUCCAACACGCCUUCUGCCUCUCCAUUAAAAUCUGUCUGGUCCAUCAACUCUGCCUCCCCCGUCAAGACCAACGCCCCUGGAUCCCCUGCCUCUUCUGUCAAAUCAGUUAGCGACAUGGCUUCACCCAUACGAUCUUACAGAACAAUCUCAUCUCCUAUAAAAACUGUAGUUCAGCAAUGCCAAUACCAAGUCCAAGUGGCCCCCAGUCCCCUGGGCUCUGCAGCAAAAAGUUCCCCAGACCCUAUGUCUAUGAAAGGACUGACAGCGUUGUCUGCUAGGACCUCCCCUGUAACUACCCAUGGAGGAGGAAGUGCUCUUCUUGAAAGAGCAUCCGUACCUAUCACCCCACCAGCCUCUCCCAAAUCAUCUUUGAGUAUGUUCGGUUCACCUCUGUCAUACAAAACUGUUAUGGGGAGCUCAAGUGGCACACCAUCCUCCUCCUCCCCCAUAAAAACAGUUCCAGGGCUUUCUUGUGUCCGUUCCUUUGCAGAUGCCUCAGGCCCUGCAAGGAACCUGUUCUCUCUUCUCUCCCCAUUUAAAUCUAAGGCCUCCUCUGGUGCUGCGACUCUAAUAAAUGGAAGUGCACCCCCUCCACAGUACCGCUCUUCAUCCCCAACAUCUCCGCUCACAAAUAGUCUGCAAGAGAGAAUACAAGCAACCACCAAUGCUGCAACAACAAGUGUCAAUGCAGUGUUUGAUGAAGUUGAAAAAACAUUUAAUUCUUGUUCUGCAGGCUAUGGAACCUUGAAGUCUUUGUCCUCCUCUGCUUCUUCCUCAUAUCAGUCCAUUAGAUCAUCAGCUUCUGGCUCCCUGUAUCCCUCAGUAAGAUCCCCUCCUAAUGUCACCACUGCUGUGACAUCCAGCACAAUGACUGUUCCAGUGUACUCUGUUAUUAAUGUGCUGACAGAACCACAGUUUAAGAAACUACCUGAGGUGUCAGUGUCAGCUGCUGCUCUUCUUUCUCCUCAGAAGACAUUGCCUGCUGAGUUGAAUGCUCAGGCGCAGUCUCCCUUUGCCAGAACUCUUUCCCCUGUCAAAUCUCCUCUUUUCUCUGCUGCCAUGAAAUCAACAUCCACAUCAACAUUAUCAUCCAGCCAGGAGAUUCUGAGGGAUGUAGCUGAAAUGAAAGAGGACUUGAUACGGAUGUCCACCAUUUUGCAGACAGACCCAAAUUCCACAGCCAAUAAAGGAUUUCAGUCAAAUUCUCCCAAAGAGAUUAAGAUAGAGGAUGAGGAGCCAUAUCGGAUUGUGGAAAAAGUUAAACAAGAUUUGGUAAAAGUGAGUGAAAUACUGACCAAAGAUGCUGUGAAAGAUGGUAGGGUUUCUUUUGCAAAGGGUUCUCUGGAUGACAUACACUUUUCUAAAGUACCCAUCGAGCAACCACCAAGCAACUGGAGCUAUCCACCUAGAUAUGAAACUGUGGUUCCUCAAGCCAAAUCAAAGAAAAUACCAGACAGGGAUUUCAAUCUUUCCAGUGUAGUUGACUACCUGGCCAGUGAUGUUAGCAGCAACUCUUUCUCUAAAAUGCAUGACACAAAACAUAAAACAGAUGAGGGCAAGCGAGAAGGAGAUGGCAAGGAGAAACAAAAACGUGUCCUCAAACCUGCCAUAGCAGUUCAGGAGCAUAAGCUUAAAAUGCCGCCAACAAACAUGCGCUCAUCUGGUUCGGAGAAAGAAAUCAGUAAAAUAGCAGGCGUCCUCUUUGGAGCAGAUACAGUGCUAGAAUCUCCUGAUGACAUUUCACAUGAGCAGGAUAAGAGUCCCCUUUCAGACAGUGGCUUUGAGACCAGGAGUGAAAGGACACCAUCUGCGCCUCAGAGUGCAGAAGGCAUGGGCCCCAAGGCCCUGUUUCAGGACAUCCCAGUUCCCCCAGUAAUCACCGAGACAAGAACUGAAGUUGUGCACGUCAUCAGGAGCUAUGAGUCCCCAGAGGACAACAAACAAGCUGUAUUGGAGGAUGCACAACCUGUCAGAUACAUUGAUAGUGAUUCCAAAGGGAAUCAAACUGUGUUAAUGCAAGAUCAAAAUAAAUCCUACCCAAUUAAAGUUAGCCCUGAGGAUGAUCCAGUGGGAAAAGGGAUGAGGCUAAAGGAAGAGACUCACAUCACCACUACCACUAGGAUGGUGUAUCACAAACCCCCUGGCAAAGAAGCUGCAACAGAGAGGUGUGAGGAAACUAUGUCUGUACAUGAUAUAAUGAAAGCUUUUCAGUCAGGCAAGGACCCUUCUAGAGAGCUGGCUGGACUGUUUGAACACAAGCCUGGCAGUGAGGAAACAUCACCAAGACUAACUGAGGACAUCAACUCCAAACCUAAGGUUGAAAGAAUAAUUGAGGUUCAUAUUGAAAAAGGCAAUAAAAGUGAACCAACAGAAGUCAUUAUCAGAGAAACAAAAAACCAUGCAGAGAAGGAAAUGUAUUACUACCCAGGAAGCAGACAGGAAGAGGAACCUGAGGAAUACCUUCCAAGUUACCUUGAGGCCUCCAGAGGGAACACACCUAUUUCACAGGAAGAAGAUAGUCGGCCUAGUUCGGCCCAGCUCAUGACCGAUGACUCUUACAAAACACUAAAAGCACUUAGUCAGCAGUCAGUCGAAUAUAAUGAUGAUGAAUCAUCAGAGCUUAGAGGAGAAUCUUAUAACUUUGCUGAGAAAAUGUUGCUUUCUGAGAAAUGUGACCGUUCUCAUUCUGACACAGAGGAAUACCUGAGAGACAGGUCUCAUUUUCACUCGCCAGACAGAAGUAGCAAAAGUGAGGGAAGACCAGCUGGACCAAGAACAGAAUAUAUUUUUAGAUCUUCAAGAAAUGUGUUUGACAAAUCUGGUAGAAUGGCAAAUGUCGACGACAGUUUUGAUAAACUAACACUUUUGCAGUAUUCAUCUGAGCCUGGUAGCCCGAAGCAGUCUGUUUGGAUGCGUGUGGCAGAAGACACACAGAAUAAGGACCGAGAACAGAUAACCUAUGAAGACAGAGUAGACAAGACUGUGAAGGAAGCACACGAAAAACUCAGUGAGGUAUCACAAUUUUUUCGUGAUAAAACCGAGCAACUCAAUGAUGAGUUGUCUUCUCCAGAGAAGAAAUCUUGCAGACCAGACUUCAGAGAAACAAGAUCAGGGCCCAGUUCUACACACAGUAGUCCAGAGAGGUCCACGUAUAGGAGUGGUGGUGCCGGAGAGGAAUGGAACAGAGAUAGGCUUAGAGAUCGGUUUGGAUCUAGUGAUAGGAAAUGUGCCAGCUUACCGAGCAGUCCAGAGAGAAGAGUCCUGUUGCAAUACAGUGAUUUAGACACAAGAAAGCAAGGAGAUACUAAAUCACAAGGAGGCACAGGUGAAAGCCCAAAACCUUUUCAAAUAUCCUCCUCCAAAGUAAGUGCUGCUAGGCUAAAGUUUGAGCAAGAAGCUCAAAGACAAGAUAAAGGUCCUCAGUGUGGCCAGAAUUCAAACGCUCCUAUCAGGAAGCUCCAGGAGAGUAAGCUGCCUGUGUAUCAAGUAUUUGCUGGUUCAGAUAUGCCCAAAACAGACAGUGCAGUAAGUGAGAAGAAACCCUUGUAUAGUGAGUCAAAUAAAUUUUCAUCCAGUCGCAAUGCCAGUGAAAAAGAACAAGAAGAAAAAAAGUUAUUCAAAACAUGGGAGAGCCAAGGAUAUGGAAACUAUAAAUCCCCGCCAACCAAACUAUCCCAUUCCUUGCAACUUGAUUCAAGGAAAGAUGGUACGAGCAGUGAUUCUCAAAGACAAGAAACCACUAAGAAAAUAAUAUACACAGAAUUUGUUGUCAGAGAAAGUCAGAAUAGUAAUGACGGUCUAAAAAAAAACUUGGAAUCACAAAUUCCUGUAAGAAAACCAUCUAAUGAGAAACACCAGUACACUUCAUUAAAAGUAAAUGCUUCAGUUGAACCGUGCGAGAAAGCAGGGUCUCAUAUACCGACUUUAGUUAGAAAUCGGUUGCACAGUAGCUCUGAAGCCAGCAAGUUGAAUUGUGGAUCCGCGUUAGGGAAACCCACAGAUUCACCAGAUGACAGUCAGUCCAAUGUAGUGUGUAACGGCGUUGAAAAUGAUCAAGUAGAUUAUUUGGAUAAAGAAACUCCGGUGGUUGUCACAGAGGGCUUCAAAGAUAUCAAACCCUUACCUGUGUAUGUUAGUAUUCAAGUAGGAAAGCAGUUUGAGAAAGAAACAGCUUCUGAACAGCUGGGAACAUACAAAAAGAUAGUGAGCCGUGAGAGUAAGACAGUGCAUGAAACAAGAGGAGCAUUUUACACGGUGAAACAAAAGCAGUCGCCAUCUCCUCACGGAAGUCCAGAAGAUGACACUCUAGAACAAGUGACGUUCAUGGACAGUUCUGGCAAGAGUCCUGUUACUCCUGAGACUCCCAGCUCAGAGGAAAUGAGUCUGACCUCAAGAACACCAGAUUCUGUGAUAGGCAUCAUACCUGGCAUGCCCAGCCCUAUCCUAGAGGAGUCUGAAGAAGAAGGAAAGGCAGGCCUGCGUAAAGUGUCUCCAAGGGAAGAAGUCAAGCCAGAUUCUUCAGAGAAUCCCUGUCGAAACCAAGAUGCAGAAAGACAAAAUUCCAAGGAAAAAAGGGUUGCUUAUAUCGAGUUUCCUCCUCCUCCUCCUUUGAAGGCAGAGCAGCCUUACGCCGAGAAAAGGGGGUCACGUGCUUCAUCUGAGGCAGACACAGAGAUGAUGGAGGUGAACCUCCAAGAGGAGCAUGAUAGGCACCUCUUAGCUGAGCCAAUCAUCAGGGUCCAGCCUCCAUCCCCAAUUCCUCCUGGAGAUAAUAACAGUGAUUCUAGUGAUGAUGAGUCCGUCUUCCAUCCCAUUCCUAUCAAAAAGUACACUUUCAAAAUGAAAGAAGAGGGUGAGAAACGAUCAAAGCAAAAAAGAUCUGAGAAAAAUGGAAAUAAGGAGUGUGGGAUCAGUAGUGUUUCAAAGGGAGAGGAAGCGGAGAUGGAACAAAAUGGCAAUGACCAGUCAAUCACUGAUUGUUCUAUUGCAACUACUGCUGAGUUCUCCCAUGACACAGAUGCAACUGAGAUAGACUCUUUAGAUGGAUAUGACCUUCAAGAUGAGGAUGAUGGACUAAGCGAAGACCCCAAAACAUCUAGUCUGUCAAAUGAUGAAAAACAAGCCGACCGUUCUUUUAGUCAAUCCAAACUUGAAGUGAUAGAGGAAGAGAAGUGUGAGGAAGGUGGAGCUAAUGGAAAGACAAAAAACACAUCUACAGGGAAAAACAGUGGAGAUGAAAAGGAUUACACACUGGAAGGAAGACAUCCAGAUAGACAGGUGUUUGGAGACAACUAUUUUGGCUACCAACUGGAGGAGGAGCUCAACUCUACCUUUAAAACUGUUGCCACAAAAGGCCUGGACUUUGACCCAUGGUCAACCAAAGGGAGUGAUAAUGAGGGUGUUUUUGAGUCUAAAACAAAAGAGGAAGAUUCCAAACACUUUGGCUUGUCAGUAGAUGACAAGUCACAGGCCACAACGCCUGACACAACCCCCGCUCGAACACCAACUGAUGAAAGCACACCGACUAGUGAGCCCAACCCUUUCCCUUUCCAUGAAGGGAAGAUGUUUGAGAUGACCCGCAGUGGUGCUAUUGACAUGAGCAAGCGGGACUUUGUUGAAGAGAGGCUACAGUUUUUCCAGAUUGGUGAGCAUUCCUCUGACCCUAAAACAGGGGGAAGGGGGAGAGGGGGCAAGGUCCUUGGGGUAAUUUCCUCUCAAUCAAAAACAGGGGAGAGGGCCACAGUAGGGGAAGGUGGGAAGGUGAAGGUAAUAGAAACAGCCACAGCCAGCAACACUACACCAGCAACACCAGCAGCAGCAAAAUGCAGUCCCGCACAGUCUGGCAAUGUCGGUGGCUACACUGGUCCUGAUUCCCCCACCUGUGAAGCCAAAGCUGAGACCGCCUCAUCAUUCACAAUCACAGCCUCUAAGGUUGAUCCCAAAUUACGCACUCCUAUUAAAAUGGGCAUAGCUGCCUCACUAACAGUGAAAAAAGACUCAGGUGAUCUGUCUGACUGCAAAGCUGAGCUGUCAGAGGGUCAGAUGGUUCCAGAGUACAUCAGUAUUGAGGGUCAGGGUAGAGAGAGCAUGUCCAGCAGAUGCGCUGAUCCCAAGUUAGAGAAGAGAGGUUACCCAUCUGAAAACUGCAACAACAACAAUAACCUAGAGUCCUCCAGUGUUCAGGCUAACUACAUUCAGUGUGGCAGCGUGGUGUUUAAUUUGCAGUCCUCCUCUGAGCCCACGCUUCAGAAAGCCAGUAGGAUAGAAACAAUUAGCUGUAGUAAUGUAGAAGGGAGAGCAGACGCAUGCAGCAUUCAAGGGAAAGAGGCUAAAAAUGAAACAGUUAAAGAAGGUGAGAUGAAGCAACCAAAGUCUAGGCUUCCUGUAAAAGCAUCAGGGUGGACAUUUCACACACAGGGAACAGCCAUAGGCAAACAGAAGCCCAAAGAAACAGUGACAGUUGAGGUCAGAAAAAGAGGAGAGCCAGCCAUAGCCAAAGUAGAGCCCAGGUCUAGAAUACCAAUCAAGGAUGUUAAAAAGAGCUGCUCUGCUGCCACGGCUAGCUUACCUGUUUCAGUUAGGGUCCCCUCCCAACCUCAGAGGGCAUUGGACACAGAAAGAACAGCCAUACAGUUGCCCUCAAGGCUGCCGCUGAAGGACAGGCCUCAGGUUGGCAUUGCCACAUGUGAGGCAGUAUGUAGAAAGGACAAACAGGAGAAUCCUAGUGAGGUUUGUAAGCGCACCAUCGAAUACUUUAAAGGAAUUAGCGGGGAGACGCAAAAGUUGGUGGACCGGCUGUCAGACGAGGAGAAAAAGACGCAGACAGAACAGUCGGAGGAAGACAGCACCUCCCGGAGCACCUCUCUGUCGGACGCCUCCCAGCCUUCCCAGCCCUCCCAGCCUUCCCGCUCAUCCAGGUCCGGUAGAGGUUUGAGGGCUGAGGCCGGGGCCGCGUCCGUAAGAGCAAAGGUGGCGACAACGGACAGGGCCUCCGGCAGUGAGAGGAGCAGAAGGAGUAGGCGGACUGGUGGGAAGGAGGGCAGUCAGGGACUCGCAGGGUCUCGAACACCUCCCAUCGCAGAGAUCAAGCCUAGUCCUCAAAGUCCCUGUGAGCGAACAGAUUUGCGAAUGGCUAUUGUUGCUGAUCACUUAGGACUUAGCUGGACAGAGCUGGCAAGAGAAAUGAACUUCACAGUGGAUGAGAUCAACCACAUCAGAAUAGAAAACCCCAACUCUCUGACAGCACAAAGCUUCAUGCUCUUAAAGAAAUGGGUCAGCCGGGAAGGGAAAAACGCCACGACGGAUGCCUUAACUGCGGUGCUGACCAAAGUCAAUCGGAUGGAUAUUGUGACUUUACUGGAGGGCCCAAUAUUUGACUAUGGUAACAUUUCAGGCACGAGAUGUUUUGCCGAUGAUAACGCUGUUUUCCGGGAUCAGGCUGAUGAUUAUCAGGGCAUUCUAGCGGAGCUGCAGUCCCCAGCUGCAUUGCACUCUGACUCCCACUUCCUGGAUCCCGAACUCCCUGUGACUCCCAACCCUUCCCUUUCCCAACACCAACACCACCAUUACCCAGAGUCAGAAACUCCUAUACUGGCUGACGUCCAACCUCAGGCCCUACCGUGCAGCCCAGUGGUAGAGACUGGUGGAGAGCCAGAAAGCCCCCCUAGGAGUCCCCCAAGACCUUGUGCGCUUGCUCUGUCCGUCUCAGUCUUUGAACUCCCUGAUCCUGUUCCUUCCAAGGUCAGAAAGCCCCACAUUGCUCUGAAUGACCAGCUGCUUUUGAGUGAGGAGGAGGACAGGUCUUCUCAAGAAAUGGAGUCGAACCACAAGCCCAAGUUGCACACCUCCCCCGAGUUAGACAUUGACAUGGCUUAUUUCACAUCUUCCCCUUCAGCAUCAUCAGUAUCAUCCUUAACCCCUUCAUCCCCUGAGAGAGCACAAAUAGAAGAGGGAACACUACAGAGAUUUACCCUAAGUGGAGUUGAAGAGGGUGUAGAUUUGGGAAGAGCUGAAAAGAAAGUGAGAGAAGAGAUUGCGGAUGUUGCUGAGGCAGGAGCAGGAAAGUUAGCACGAGGUGAUGGAGUAGUGGAAAAGUGGAUAGAGCAAGACUGGUUUAAAAAUGUGGAAAGAAAAUGUGAGAUGAUUGCAAAAGAUAGGUUUGUCUUGGUAGGGGAAAGAAAUCUUUUGGUAGAGCAGAUGGAAGGGUCUGCAGAGGAAGCGAAGGUGGUGAUAAAUGAACAGGAUGUUCUUCAACACGAUGGGAUGAAGGAAAGAACCUGUGAUAUGGAGGAACUGAGGGAAGUGCAGAAGGUGUCUAAAGAUCUGAUAGAAACUAGGCAGGAAAUAGACAGUGGUAGUAGUACACUGGAAACAGAAACGAUUACACUACAAACAGUGGAUGUGAGCAGUGAGACUCCCAUCUAUCACAGUGACAGACUGAAGACUGAAGGAGUACUUUCUGGAAUAUUAGACACCGGUAAAACAGGUGAGGAACAGGUGGUGACUGAUGUCUUCCCUCAGAACUGGGUUGACAUACUUGGGCAUCCUCAACCUAGUGAGUCUGGAUCCAAUGAAGAGGAGGAGGAUGGAGACGGAGACAUAAAACUGGCUAAAGAGACAUCAGUAUCUCUUUUGAAGGAGGUGAAGAAAGAAAGCGGCUCAGAGGAGGAGGAGGAGGAUGAAGAGAAGACCAAGACCAGUGUUCAGGAGAUUCUUGAUCAGGUUAAGCAGGCAGAAAAAGAGUUGUAUUCCCUUCCAGGUUGGCACAGUGAUUCAUCCAGCGUCAACGUGGAAUCACCAACGCCAGGCCGCAGUGUCAGCUCGGAUCUCCCCGACAGACGGGAAAGCCAAGAGAACUCCAGUGACUCCAUCACUUCCUCCUCCAGGGCUGAAUCAGGGAGGUCCCGACAGAACAGCAGCCACUCCAAGCAGUCACCUCAGGACGGCUCGUCUGAGUCAACCAGUGGCCGAAAGGAAGAUGGAGUGCUUGUGUCUGAGAAAAAGGUCCAGGGAGAACAGGCGAAAAACAUCCCAGGCGAGUCUAUGACAGAGGAACACUAUGUGGACCACGAUGGUAACCUCAUCAGUCGAAAAGUAAUCAGAAAGGUCAUUCGUCGUGUCUCACCUCAAACACCAGCAGACCAGAGAGCCAACAGGGACAUCCAACCCCAAGGACAACCCUGGUGCAGUCACAUUCUGCAGGAAGAGGAGCCAGAGCAAGGAGAAGGUGCUCGAAAUGGAAGGAGAAAGGAGGAAAGAAGGAUAGGGGAUAAGAAGCUCCAUUCGUAGGAAUGCUUGUGCUCUGCCAGGUAUACGCGGAACAUGCUAGAUGUUUCCUGGGAAUGUGAGACACAAGAGGACUGUGACGUUCCAUCGUGAGAACUUCAAGAAAGGGUCCAGUCUGCAGUUAUCUGUUUCAAACAAAUGGUUUUCAAGUGAGAGGAAGCAUUCUUCUGACUUAAGCAUGAGCAUGAAUAACUCACUCCCUGUUGCUCAGCGGAGCAGAAGGGGUUCUCACCUUCUGACUGUGGACCUCUGGACAAUAUUUUUCUCCUCGUUCGGUUGAAGCGAUGUACGCCAUAGGUCCACUAGUGUUGUGAGAGCGUUUGAGGACCAUCUUUUGCUGUGACAACGACAAGGAUUCCAGUUACUGAGAAUCACGCAGGUGCAACUGUGACCAAAGACGGCACAACAGCUCAGUUCGCGUUUUGGAAGGAAAGAACAAAGUAGACCCAAUAACACCGAAAAAUUCAAGUCGAACAUUUCGGAUCCAACUUCAACACUCGCCUUAUAGGUUUUUCUUGAACCCAUUGUUGUCAGGAUGUAAAUUGUUGAUUUUUUUUUUCUUUUUAAACCUUAAACUAACAAAAGUUUUUUUGUGCGUGUAUAUAAAAUUGCAAUGUGUAUAAUUCUUAAAAGUGAUGAGUUACUGCUUGAGAAUGCAGUGAAAAGAGUAGCUUUUUCACAUGCAGAAUUUAUUGAAACAGUUCCACUUUUAAAAGUAACUUCACGGGUUCUUGUAUAAGUACUUAUUAGAUCAGGGGUUUGUACAUGAAGAAAAAAACCUACAGGUUUGAGAAUACUUCCAGAAAAUCUGAGUCCAGUAAUUUCUAAAGUGGGAAUGACUCUAAUCCUGCAAAAGCAGCUUUUCAGAGCACUCAUAUUUUCAUGCAUGCAGUUCACAUUAUUUUAAGAACGAUUUUUACAAGUUUGCAGACACUGUAUU